Messenger RNA from Gossypium arboreum, 1211 nucleotides. Its product is annotated as 14-3-3 protein 4. The transcript has 5 exons. NCBI's taxonomy places the organism in Eukaryota, Viridiplantae, Streptophyta, Magnoliopsida, Malvales, Malvaceae. Gene Ontology annotation, biological process: signal transduction. Gene Ontology annotation, cellular component: cytoplasm. The coding region runs from base 179 to 967 and encodes 262 amino acids. The record is from RefSeq and is a predicted model, not a curated record.
GGACCACCGACUUUUCCUUGUUCCUCCCAUUCACACUCCUUUUCUUUAAUAAUAAAUUAAAAUUAAAUCUACUAUCAAGAAAUAGAGCACCCCCCCCCUUCACUUGCUUACGCUCCUCGGUGUGGAAAGAAAAAAAAAAGUUCUCUAUCAGAUCAAGUAUUAGAUUGAUAUAGUAAAGAUGUCGCCAACCGAAUCAUCACGAGAGGAAAAUGUUUACAUGGCCAAGCUGGCUGAGCAGGCCGAGCGCUAUGAGGAAAUGGUUGAGUUCAUGGAAAAUGUAGCAAAAACUGUAGAUGUUGGUGAGCUGACUGUCGAGGAAAGGAACCUUCUCUCUGUAGCUUACAAAAAUGUGAUUGGGGCUAGGAGGGCUUCUUGGAGGAUUAUCUCUUCUAUUGAGCAGAAGGAAGAGAGCAGAGGAAAUGAGGAUCAUGUUGCAACCAUCAAGGAGUAUAGGAGCAAGAUUGAAGCUGAGCUCAGCAAGAUAUGUGAUGGGAUUUUGAGCCUCCUUGAGUCUCACCUCAUUCCUUCAGCUUCAUCUGCCGAGUCCAAGGUGUUUUACCUUAAAAUGAAGGGUGAUUAUCAUAGGUAUCUUGCUGAGUUCAAGACUGGUGCUGAGAGGAAGGAAGCUGCUGAGAGCACUUUGUUGGCUUACAAGUCUGCACAGGAUAUUGCUCUCGGUGACCUAGCGCCAACUCACCCAAUUAGGCUGGGACUUGCUCUUAACUUCUCUGUUUUCUACUAUGAAAUUCUUAACUCACCUGAUCGUGCUUGCAAUCUUGCAAAACAGGCUUUUGAUGAGGCUAUUUCUGAGUUGGAUACAUUGGGUGAGGAAUCCUACAAGGAUAGUACAUUGAUCAUGCAACUUCUUCGGGACAACCUAACCCUUUGGACAUCUGAUAUCACGGACGAAGCUGGAGACGAGAUCAAGGAAGCUUCCAAACCCGAGUCAGGGGAGGGACAGCAGUGAUGAGUUAAGUUCAUAUGAUAUGUACUCUGUAAUUUAUGUUGCAGGUUGUACUUUUACGUACAUGCAAUGUGGGCUGUUGUAGAAGGUUCUUUUUUUUUUUUUAACAUUUAUCAGUACUUGGAGUUGAAAUUUUACAUUCCAAUGGAUUAUUAUUAUCAUUCGGACAUGAAUUUGGUUUUGUUUGGUAUCAAUGUUGUAAUGCUAAAUUCGAGUUUAUUGAAUGUUAAUUCAGUCCUGUUUUGAA